GCCUCCCCCGAAGGAGUUUACUCAAAGUGAACUAGAGGUUGUGACAACAGUCUUUAGACAGUACGAAACUGGUUUACGAGAAGCAUGUAUAGACGCAAAGGAUUUGCACACGGCACUGGUGGUUCUUGGACUAAAUCCAAUGGAGCAGGAAGUUAUUGAUAUGACAAAUGAGAUUGCCAAAAACGGAUUAAUAUUCUUUCCAGAAUUCUGCAAGGUGGUUCUGCGCAAGUUUAGAGAAGACGAUGAGGAACAAUUUGCACAAGUAAUGUUUAAGAUGUUAUGUGGAACAGACCCCCUUCCAGAACUGUUUAGAGCUAAAAAAUAUAAAAUUCAUGACAGAUAUUUGAACAAAACAGACUUCAAGUUCAUUAUGAACAAUCUACCUAUCCCGGUAAGUGAGACUGAUGUAGAAGAAAUGUUUACGUUUGCAGACAAGGAUAAUGAUGGACGAAUCAGUUAUAAGGAGUUUAGAAUAAUGAUCAACCCUCCUAAACCUAUAGAAGGACCUAAACCUACUCGGAAGGAUCUUCAACUAAAAUAUCAGGAUCCAGUUCUUGAGAUUGAACAGGAAGAGAGUGAGUACAUGAACGGUUCGGUAGACGUAACCCUCGGCCGAACAGAGUCUGAACUCGUCUAUUCGACCGGAGAUGACCGGAAGAGGUCGGUUGAGCGAGCUCCCCCAGUCUCUGUGACGGUCAGCCUGCCUGCUGCUGAUAUAUCAGGACCUAAAGUUGCUCAUCUAUAAAUAGUAAGACAGGGAGCUUCGACAAACAUAAACCUACCGUGCACUCUUGUAUGCCAAGUCCAUUAGCGUCUGAUACAAUCAGGGUUCAGAAAUAGUAUGGCGGUAACAUCUAUCUUUCUAUCUAUCUCAUUAUUCAAUUAGAGUUAUGAAUCCUUCAAUCGGCGCCAUCAGUAAAUGGAAAUAUAGUGAGUGGAACCUAUUCAACUUUGGAUUGAACAAAUUAACAGCAUUUAAACAAUCAUAUGUGUGUUUUAACUUUAAAAUAAAAAUUAUUUUUAAAAAAAAGUUUAAGUUCUGUUGUUUAAAACACAUGGGACACACACCUGAAUAGUAAACAUGCCAUUUUUUGGGAAAAAAGGACAUUAAUUAGGGAAAACACAAAAAUAUUAGGGAAAACACAAACACAUAGGGAAAAACUUGGUGCCUUAUUUUAAAUUUCUCUCUCGAUAAGUUUUUAAAUGUCCAAAAAUAAAUCUUUUUCGAUUAGUAUUAUUAUGAUAUAUAUUUGUAUGAUCGUAUAUAUACGUAUAUUCUUGUUAAUUAGGUCAUAAUUCUUUAUCCUCGUAUAUAAAGGGUAAUUCUAAAUUUAGCUUUUUAAACCUUUUAACUUAAAUUGGUUGAUUUUUAUAUGUUUUUAUUCUUUUGAACACACUUGGCUGUUCAUUACUUAGACUCUAUUCACAUUAAAAAAUCGCUUUUUAAUUUCUGUUAUUUUUUGUAAAUGAGCAAAACUUCAAACUUUUUGAUUAUACAUUAUACAAUAUACAUAACCAUGUAUUGCUGCCAAAUAUUGUUUUCAACUUCACUUUUCUAAAUGGUAUAGUGUUUAUAGUUAUUUUUAUCAUAGCUAAAUAUAUAGGGUUUCAAGGCGUUUCGGGCUUUAAUCCUAUUUCUAUAAUAUUUGUCGCUGUUAUAUCUGCAAGCCUGCCUAGCUUACUAUUUCGUACAUUUCGUUGUAAAAACAAAAAAAUAAUUCAAGGAUUUUAUUUUAGUCGAAAUAUUUCCAUAUUUUUCGAAAUAUCCAGUUUUGUCAGGCAAAUUUUUGGAAUUUCCUGGGUUGAUAUUUAUGUGGAUCCUUAAAAAAAUGGAUCAGAUCAGUUUCGACGCUUUUGCAAGUACACAAACAAACAAACAGGCUACCAAAAUAUAUUUGUUUUCUGACUAAUGUAAGAAACUUAGCAUCAUAAUUUUUUUGUUAAUUAACUAUGGCUUUGUUCUGCUUAAAAGCAUAUGCAGUAGCAAAUUUAGCUUUUAAAAAUAUAACAAAAUGAACUUUGUCUAAGGCUAAAUCUGCCUUAAAUUAAUUGUAUUCAUUGCAUAAUUCAAGAUUUCGCAAUGCGCUAAUU
Molecule: messenger RNA, 2091 nt
Organism: Eurytemora carolleeae
Lineage: Eukaryota; Metazoa; Arthropoda; Copepoda; Calanoida; Temoridae
Product: calmodulin-like protein 4
Exons: 9
Coding region: 140-745 (201 amino acids)
Molecular function (GO): calcium ion binding
Source: RefSeq, a predicted model, not a curated record